This is a messenger RNA of Monomorium pharaonis (pharaoh ant), 1359 nucleotides long. RefSeq lists its product as uncharacterized. Lineage: Eukaryota; Metazoa; Arthropoda; Insecta; Hymenoptera; Formicidae. The transcript is spliced from 4 exons. The coding region runs from base 1 to 1359 and encodes 452 amino acids. The record is from RefSeq and is a predicted model, not a curated record.
AUGAUAGCUGCUGUGAAAGAGUGGCCGUUUCCACAUAAUAAGAAGCAAUUAAGGAGUUUUCUCGGAUUUUGUUCUUAUUACAGGAAAUUUGUUAAAGGAUUUUCUUCUUUAGCCAAACCUUUAUACGCUCUUACGGAAAAUCGAGUUCCUUUUGUUUGGGAAAAAAAUUGUCUUCUCGCGUUUGAAGAAUUGAAACGAAAAAAGUUUAUAAUUCGAACGGACCAUGUUUCUUUAAAAUGGUUGUUGUCUUUCAGAGAUUUAGAAGGACAGUUAGGACGUUGGCUGGAAAAACUUCAGCAAUAUGAAUUUGAGGUUCAUCACCGAAAAGGUUUGAUUCAUAAAAAUGCUGACGGACUCUCUAGACGUCUGUGUAAAACGAACGGAUAUGGCUAUUGUUCCAGAGUGGAGGAGAAGAAUGCAAGGGAGAAGGAAAUUACUAUUGCCCGAAUUUCUCUUUCUGAAGGCCUUUUAGAGAAUUGGCGUAAAGAGCAGAGGGAAGAUCCGACCAUCUCUAUCUUUUGCUCAGCCAAGGAGGCAGGAAUGCGUCCAGUACGUUCCGAGUUGGCGGACGGAGACGUUUCUGCCCUUAUUUAUUGGAGUUACUGGGACGCUUUGAGCUUGAAGAAUGGGAUUUUGUAUAGAAGGUGGACAGCUCCUGAUCUUAGAUCCAACAUUCUUCAACUAAUUCUUCCUCGGAAGUUCGUAACACAGGUUUUGAAGGAAGCUUAUGACUCUUCGUCGGGGGGGCAUUUUGGUGUUAACAAAACUUUAGAGAGAAUUCAAAAACGAUUUUUCUGGGCAACGUGCAAACAGGAUAGAAUCAAAAAGAUUGGGAUCGUUGGAUUCCCAUGUUUCUUCUGGCUUAUAGGUCUGCGAAACAUGAGACUACUGGUAUUUUCUCCUGCGGAGAUGUAUUUUGCGCGAGAUUUAAAAUUACCUUUGGAUCUUUUUCGAAGGAGUCCUCCGGAAUUUAAUGAGGAUACGCAAUUUUCUAAAGAUUAUGUGGGAGAUUUAAGAUUAAAAUUAAGGGAAUUACAUGCCGUUGUUAAAAAACGAAUGGACAUCAAAUCUUCUCGUGUGAAAGCUUGGUAUGACAGGAAAGCCAGGCUUGUUCUUUUCCAGGAAGGGCAGAAAGUUUGGUUGUGUGAUCCUCGAAGAAGUAGGGGAAAAACUCCCAAAGUACAAAACAGUUGGGAAAGUCCUUACUUGGUAAUUAAGAAGCUCAGUGAUGUCGUGUACUGUAUUCAAAAGUCUUCUAGACAUAGAAAAAAAGUGGGAAAAAAGAAAAGGGAACUUGAAUCUGGAAAGUCAAGAAAACUUAAUUUUGGCGAAGUGUUCUGUUGCUGGGAACUCUACUAG